UCUGCACAGAGCCAGGGUUUCAAAGUUCAGAAGAGGACAUCGCAUGGCCCUGGAAAAGCCAAAAAUUGAGUCCCUGAAAUGCCCAGGGUGCUAACUUAAGGAGGAACUUUGAAAACACAAAGAUGAGGCUCUUCUGGCGACGUUAUGGCCCGCUGAAGCUGGCUUUGGUGGGCGUGGUCUUUGUGAUCUUCCUCUUCAUAAUCCAGAGGGACGUCGGGAGCGGCGGCCACACCGAGGAGCCGUGGCUGAAGAACAUCGUCGUCCGGAAAGACCAAGUGCUCGACAUGAUGAUGGGGGCGGUGAACAACAUCCGCGACUCGAUGCCCAAGCUGCAGAUCCGGGCUCCGGUGCCGCAGGAGGUCCCGCUGCAGAGCAGCAAGUCCUGCCUUCCGGGCUACUACACCCCGGCGGAACUGAAGCCAGCGAUGGAACGCCCACCCCAAGACCCCAACAGCCCCGGGGCGGAGGGCAAAGCUUUCAAGAAGGAGCAGUGGACGCCGGAGGAGACCAAGGAGAAGGAGCGCGGCUACGAGAAACAUUGCUUCAACGCCUUUGCCAGCGACCGGAUCUCGCUCCAGCGGGCGUUAGGACCUGACAGCCGCCCUCCGGAGUGCAUUGACCAAAAGUUCAAGCGCUGCCCGCCCCUGCCCACCACCAGCGUCAUCAUCGUCUUUCAUAACGAGGCCUGGUCCACCUUGCUCCGCACGGUGUACAGCGUCCUGCACUCCUCCCCGGCCGUCUUGCUGAAGGAGGUCAUUCUGGUGGACGAUGCCAGCACGGAUGACCACUUAAAAGACCAGCUGGACCUCUACGUGAAGCAGCUGCAGAUCGUGCGAGUGGUACGGCAGCAGGAGAGGAAAGGGUUAAUAACGGCGCGGCUGCUGGGCGCCAGCGUCGCCACUGGAGAAGUGCUGACUUUCCUGGACGCUCACUGCGAGUGUUUCCACGGCUGGCUGGAGCCUCUCUUAUCCCGGAUCGCCGAGGAGCCCACUGCCGUGGUGAGUCCGGACAUCACCACCAUCGACCUGAAUACCUUUGAGUUUUCCAAGCCCAUCCAAUACGGGAAACAGCACAGCCGGGGUAACUUUGACUGGAGUUUGACCUUCGGCUGGGAGGCCAUACCGGCCAAGGAGAAGCAAAGAAGAAAAGACGAGACAUACCCCAUCAAGUCUCCCACGUUUGCUGGUGGCCUCUUCGCCAUCUCCAAGUCCUACUUCGAACACAUCGGUUCCUAUGACGACCAAAUGGAGAUCUGGGGUGGGGAGAAUGUGGAAAUGUCCUUUAGGGUUUGGCAGUGUGGCGGUCAGCUAGAGAUUAUCCCCUGUUCCGUGGUUGGGCACGUGUUCCGCUCCAAAAGUCCCCACACCUUCCCAAAAGGAACGCAGGUCAUCUCCCGGAACCAAGUGCGCCUGGCGGAGGUCUGGAUGGACGACUAUAAGGAAAUCUUCUACAGGAGAAACCAGCAGGCUGCAAAGAUGGCCAGAGAGAAAACUUACGGCGACGUUACAGACCGGCUCAAACUGAAGGAGCAACUGCACUGUAAAAACUUCACCUGGUACCUGCAAACCAUCUAUCCAGAGAUCUUCAUCCCAGACUUGACCCCCACCUUCUAUGGCGCAAUUAAGAACGAAGGGUCCAAGAACUGCUUGGAUGUCGGGGAGAAUAAUCAUGGAGGGAAGCCGCUGAUCAUGUACCCGUGCCACGGGAUGGGAGGCAAUCAGUACUUCGAGUACACGUCCCAGAAGGACCUGCGUCACAACAUUGGCAAGCAGCUCUGCCUCCGAGCCGGCUUCGGGCCGGUGGAGCUGGGAGACUGUGGAAACGAGGAAUGGGAACUCACCCACGAUCGUCUGAUUAAAAAUGUGGCCUCUGACAUGUGUUUGUCGGCAAGAGAUGAGCAUCCAUCUAUGACUUCCUGUAACCCUUCGGAUUCUUAUCAGCAGUGGUUCUUUACUUAAACAAUAUAGCGCAGACAAAACCGGUGGAACCAAGAAGUAUCAGCCCGUCUCACUGAGACCUCGAUUCCAGACUGCACUCAGGAAAACAGAAGCUAAUACUCUCCUCUUAUUUAAAAGACGUGAACAUCUUCAACAUGCUGCACUUCACAGUUGCCUUUCAUUUUAUUCUGUGCCUUUGAGAUCAGAUGGUGUAAUACACGGAGAUUUGUUUAUCACUUUUUCUAAGAGACAAGCCAAGCUCCUUGUUUGCCGCCUAUGGGAGUGUUGCACUGUAACUUACCCAAAGAUAGAGAACACGGGGCCAACCACACCAAUAAUCGCAUGGACUACCGCUUCCUGAGCCAGGAAAUUUGGACCAUGACCCCGCAGAAUGGCAGGGAUGAAACUGACACAGUACUUAGGAUGCCAGCUGGCCUUUGAAUAUGCCUUAUGCCAAAGAGACUAUUCCAUGCCCUUUCGUUUCCUGGUGGUCGUGCGUGCCAAGGCAGGUUGGGAUGUGGUGAGGCGGCGUUGCAGCAUCCCGUUCAAGAGCACAGAUCCCUGCUUUCUGGCACGCACUGGGCAUUUAACGAGGUUUUUUUCCUCUUACGGUUUAGGAGGCGAUCGGAGUGUGCAUUUAAAACCUGACACCGGGGUGCUCUGCUGUGUGAGAUCCCGGCCUGCUGCACAGCAUGACACCUCCGGAGUGCUUGCCAGCACGAGGAAGGAGGUAAUGCCAGUGGCUGCCAAUAAAAAGGACUUGCUAUGCAGUCCCAAAGGAGAGAGGCGUUAUCGU
Molecule: messenger RNA, 2733 nt
Organism: Pelodiscus sinensis (Chinese soft-shelled turtle)
Lineage: Eukaryota; Metazoa; Chordata; Testudines; Trionychidae
Source: RefSeq, a predicted model, not a curated record